Dermacentor silvarum is the source of this 3343-nucleotide messenger RNA. It is a transcript of the gene Dbct, whose product is annotated as lipoamide acyltransferase component of branched-chain alpha-keto acid dehydrogenase complex, mitochondrial. The coding region runs from base 52 to 1569 and encodes 505 amino acids. The record is from RefSeq and is a predicted model, not a curated record. Lineage: Eukaryota; Metazoa; Arthropoda; Arachnida; Ixodida; Ixodidae. Gene Ontology annotation, molecular function: acetyltransferase activity; lipoic acid binding. Gene Ontology annotation, cellular component: mitochondrion; cytoplasm. The transcript is spliced from 10 exons.
AACGGCGAGGUGGCGUGUUGUCUGCUGUGCAGCUGCGUUACAACUGUUAGCAUGGCAGCGGUCUUAAUUCGACUCGUUCCGAGGGAUUUCAAGCUCAUUCCUCGCGAAGUUCGGCAUCACGCGUCCAAAUGGCAUUCGAGACGAAGUCUGCACAUCCCACGUGCUGCAAGCUGUGUUCCACGUCGUCCGGUGGCGUCACAGGUGCGAGCCAGUCUGCCUGCAUUGCGUCCCCUGCACACCAGCCCAUGGCUUCAGGAGGUUGUGGCAUUCAAGCUCUCCGACAUUGGCGAGGGUAUCAGCGAAGUGACAAUCAAGGAAUGGUACGUCAAGCUCGGUGACACUGUGAACCAGUUCGACAGCAUCUGUGAAGUGCAGAGCGACAAAGCGUCAGUUACCAUAACGAGCCGCUAUGACGGCCGAAUCAAGAAGCUGUACCACGAAGUUGACGACAUCUGCAAGGUUGGGUCCCCGCUCGUCGACAUCGAGGUUGACGACGACUCGCUCAGUUCGUCAGAUGAUGACGAAGUCCAGGACCAGGACAUUAAGUCUCAGCGCAGUGAACAGUCUUCGGAGCCCCUGGCCAGCGAGCCUGGUGGCGGAAUAGGGGACAAGGUGCUCACAACACCUGCAGUCCGUCGGAUAGCCAUGGAGAACAAUAUACGCCUCUCCGAUGUCACGGGCACUGGCAAGGAUGGACGUAUCCUGAAGGAAGAUGUCCUGCGCUACAUCGAGCUCAAGCAGGCCCCAAGACCAUCAGCACCAGCCAAGGCAUCUACACCUGCAGCUGCACUGAAGCAGGCGGCACCAACACCGGCUAAAGCUCCAGUCCAUCAGAAACCAGUCACAGUCAAGACAUUGCAAGCCGUUGCAGACCGUGUUGAGCAGGUGAAGGGCAUCCGCAAAGCCAUGGCCAAGACUAUGGCACAGUCUCUGGCAAUCCCACACUUUGGUUACUGCGACGAGAUCAACGUCACACGGCUUGUGGAGCUGCGGCCAAUCCUUAAGCCACUUGCUGACCAAAUGGGUGUUCGGCUAUCCUACAUGCCGUUCUUUAUGAAGGCGCUCUCCGUAUCACUGUUCGAGUACCCCAUCCUCAACUCUUAUGUGGAUGAGAAGGUUGAGAAUAUCACAAUUAAGGGCUGCCAUAAUGUUGGCAUUGCCAUGGACACCCCGAACGGUCUGGUGGUGCCCGUUGUCAAGAACGUUGAGUCCAAGAACAUCAUGGAAAUUGCUGCUGAUCUCAACCGGCUCCAAAAUUUGGGCGUGGCAGGGCAGCUACAACAAGACGACCUCACCGGUGCCACCAUCACAUUGUCCAACAUUGGCGCGGUUGGUGGGACUUACGCCAAGCCUGUCAUUGCUAGACCAAUGGUGUGCAUUGGUGCGAUUGGAACAAUUCAGAAGCUGCCACGAUUUGAUGCUGAUGACAAUGUAAUCAAGGCGCACAUCAUGCAAGUCAGUUGGUCUGCCGAUCACAGGGUCAUCGAUGGUGCAACCAUGUCACGCUUUUCGAACUUGUGGAAGAUGUACCUGGAGACGCCUGCAAUGAUGUUGGUUCACCUCAAAUAGACCUCGGUUAUUGUGCAAGUGUACAGUCCGUGACCGUUCACAAUGUCAAGGAACAGUCCUGGACUGGGCGGCUUUAGUGCUACGUGUCCUGUGCUGUCUCCUAAGGAGCAAUCGCAGAUGGCAUUGACUGUUGGACAUGAGUCGCACUCCGUUAUACAAUGAAGAAUGGUCAGCUACUCACAAAUGGUACUUCUUGUAAUGCCUCCUCCUCUGCAAAGUUCAGCAUGAAGAACACCAGGGCACCUCGUCAUCUGCUGCAGAUGGACGCGACCGCAUUCUGCAAAUAGUCGAGGUUGGUAAUGAAUGUCUUUCAAGAUGGAAGCAUGCACUUUCUCAGUGUAAUUUGCCAACUCUCUGGGUCACUGACUAGCUGGUGUCAGCUGUUGUCGAUCUUGUCACGAGCAAAUCAACAUUUUAAAGAGUAUCGCAGGGGAUGUGUACUGUUGUUUGUCAUCACCUGCUGUUGUAAGCAGCGAAGUGAGCAGCAUUCAUCAGGAGUCUCGUCGUGCUGAAGUGAGCAAUGCAAAUAAUUCAAUUCAAUGGCUUUCUUAAAUGUGUUUGUCAAGUUUAACUUAAUUUCUAUUUCCCUAGUGCUGUCGGCUUUGUUAAAGUCUUGAAGUACAAAAAAAAAAAUUUGAUGAAUAAGACUUCAUCAUGUUGAUUUUUGUGCAUAUUACAGAAAAUAGCACGUCUUUAUGAUAAGCGUGUCAGCUGGGAGUUCUCUUGCUAUGAAUUUGGUGCAAAUGCUGAUAACCCAGUCUUGUCACCUUUUAGAGUUGUAAAUCUUGUUGUAUGCUGUGGUGGAUGGGAAGCAUGCAAGUUUUCAAAUGAAUUCAGUGAAAUGCAAGUUUAUUAUAAAAUGCUUAAACUCAUCAGGUUUUUGAUGCAGUGUGCAAUUUAUAGAGAUGCUGUUUAACAUUACUGUGUGCUUUUCUGGUGCCAACUCUCCACUUUGGCAUGACAUGUGACAGCUUUGUCUUAAUCUCUAUGUUCCACCAUCUCACGGCAUGAUUGAAACUUUGGCAGGCACCUGUGGCAUACCUUUAAAAAGAAGGUUGAUUUUACAUGGUUAUUGAAGUUUAUAUUGAGUUCAUAAAGAUGUGUGACAAACGCGUAUUAGAGAUUAUCUCAGCAUUCGACUUGCUGUCAAGUAUUGUGAGGUAUUUUGCAUUUAGAGCCUGUGUUCACCAAGUGGUACAAAAGAUGAGCCCUUGAAUAUCUCUGCUGUAGAGGCAUGUUGCAGGUCUAGAAUCACUGGCUUAAUUUUUAUGCUGCACGUGUUUAAAACCAUUUUUAUAUAUAUGAACGUAAUGGUUAAGCCUACUCCAUUAAAUGCCUGUAGAAAUAUAAGCAUUCAGUCAACAAAAAAUCGAGAUCUCGAAAUCACAGUGACUAAACGUAUAAAACAGCAAUGAAUAUCAGCACAAGGAACAUUGUGAGUUCAAAUGACCAUAAGUGGGCACAACAGGCUGUUAUCUGGGACACAAGGGAUAACCUUAGUUGUGAAGGCAGUCGGAGAUUUCUUGUGAUAAUUGUAUUUGCUUGUGUACAGAGCCACUUCUGUGUUUUUCCCCCCACUUUUGUCGUCCUGUGCUUUGCUUUUCUACUAUGUUGAAGCAUUGGCAUCACUGGAAUAGCUCUACGGUCUUUGUUUCAUCCAAACUAUGUUCUGCAGAUAGAGCAUGUACCGACAAUGUCAUCAUACACUGCAGUGACGAUGAUGCCACCGCUGGCAUGGUCAGCAGCUUUGGUUGAAAUAAAGAUUAUGAUAAGU